Coregonus clupeaformis (lake whitefish) is the source of this 3676-nucleotide messenger RNA. Its product is annotated as junction plakoglobin. Gene Ontology annotation, molecular function: transcription coactivator activity; alpha-catenin binding; protein phosphatase binding. Gene Ontology annotation, biological process: cell adhesion; positive regulation of transcription by RNA polymerase II. Lineage: Eukaryota; Metazoa; Chordata; Actinopteri; Salmoniformes; Salmonidae. Gene Ontology annotation, cellular component: catenin complex; adherens junction. The record is from RefSeq and is a predicted model, not a curated record. The transcript is spliced from 16 exons. The coding region runs from base 169 to 2358 and encodes 729 amino acids.
CAACACAUUCCGGACUUGCUUGGAACUGAGGGCUCCAGAACGAGCAGGCAAACACGGGAUUUAAGAAAAGUUUGUACUCGGAGUGCUGCGCGCAAGGAGGUCUUGGAACCGGCGAUUUAAUUGCGCAAGAACGUUUUCUCCAAAGGCCAGUUUUGAGACUGGACAGUGAUGAUGUCCAUGCAAAUGAACGAGGCAGAGGGCUCGGUGAAGGUGGCUGAGUGGCAGCAGACGUACUACGCCCACGACUCCGGCAUCCAAUCAGGCGCCACCACCGUGCGAGAUGACGAGGGCACAGAGUACAGCGCCAAGAAGUACGCCGUCACCACCACGUUGGUGGAAAACCCUACAGAGGUGGAGGCCCAGUACACCCUGACGCGGGCCCAGCGGGUGAGAGCGGCCAUGUUCCCAGAGACCCUGGUGGAGGGCGAGGCGGUGCUGUCCAUUCAGACUGAUGCCGGUCAGCAGACCAACGUCCAGCGGCUAGCUGAGCCCUCGCAGCUCCUCAAGACCGCCAUCGUCCACCUCAUUAACUACCAGGAUGACGCCGAGCUGGCCACUCGCGCCGUGCCCGAGCUCACCAAGCUGCUGGCCGACGAUGAUGCGGUGGUGGUCAAUAAGGCGGCCAUGAUCGUGAACCAGCUGACGCGGAAAGAGGCGUCUCGCCGGGUGCUGAUGCAGUCCCCCCAGAUGGUGGCGGCGGUGGUGCGGGCCAUGCAGAACACAGGAGACAUGGAGACAGCCCGUUGUGCUGCCAGCGUCCUCCACAGCCUGUCCCACCAGAGAGAGGGCCUGCUUGCCAUCUUCAAGUCUGGGGGCAUCCCCGCCCUGGUCCGCAUGCUCAGUUCUCCCAUGGAGUCAGUGCUGUUCUAUGCCAUCACCACCCUCCACAACCUGCUACUGCACCAGGAGGGAGCCAAGAUGGCAGUGCGCCUGGCCGACGGCCUGCAGAGGAUUGUGCCUCUGCUGAAGAAGAGCAACCCCAAGUUCCUGGCCAUCACCACUGACUGCCUGCAGCUGCUCUCCUACGGAAACCAGGAGAGCAAGCUUAUCAUCCUAGCCAACGGUGGCCCUGAGGGGCUGGUCUUCAUCAUGAGGAACUAUAAUUAUGAGAAACUGCUGUGGACCACCAGCCGUGUGCUCAAAGUUCUCUCAGUGUGCCCUAGCAACAAGCCGGCCAUAGUGGAAGCUGGGGGCAUGCAGGCCAUGGGACAGCACCUGACUGGCUCCAGCCAGCGCCUCACACAGAACUGCCUCUGGACCCUGAGGAACCUGUCUGAUGCUGCCACUAAACAGGAGGGUCUGGACGGCCUGCUGCAGGUGUUAGUGGGACAGCUGGGUUCGGACGACGUCAACAUGCUGACGUGCGCCACGGGGAUCCUGUCCAACCUCACCUGCAACAACUCCCGCAACAAGGCCCUGGUCACGCAGUGCGGCGGCGUCGAGGCGCUCAUCCACGCCGUGCUGCGGGCCGGAGAAAAGGAGGACGUGGCCGAGCCCGCCGUCUGUGCCCUGCGCCACCUGACGUCACGCCACCAGGAUGCCGAGCUGGCCCAGAAUGCUGUGCGGCUGCAUUAUGGUAUUCCUGCCAUCGUCAAACUGCUGGGGCAGCCCCACUACUGGCCUGUGGUGAAGGCCACGGUUGGUCUGAUCCGUAACCUGGCGCUGUGCCCAGUCAAUCAGGCCCCACUGAGGGAUGCUGGAGCCAUCCCCCGAUUGGUCAACCUGCUGCUGAAGGCUCACCAGGACACCCAGAGACACGCCUCCAGUUCUCAGCAGACGUACCAGGAUGGUGUUCGUAUGGAGGAGAUAGUGGAGGGCUGUACAGGAGCCCUGCACAUCCUGGCCAGAGACCCCGUCAACAGGGGAGAGAUCGCCAGCAUGCAGACCAUCCCACUCUUUGUACAGUUGUUGUACUCGUACGUGGAGAACGUGAAGCGUGUGUCUGCGGGGGUGCUGUGUGAGCUGGCCCUGGAAAAGCAGUCUGCAGAGAUGAUCGACGCAGAGGGAGCCUCUGCCCCACUCAUGGAGCUGCUGCACUCCAGCAACGAGGGCAUCGCCACCUAUGCGGCAGCCGUUCUCUUCCGUAUCUCGGAGGACAAGAGUUCUGACUACAGGAAGCGUGUGUCCGUGGAGCUCACCCACUCACUGUUCAAACACGACCCUGCGGCCUGGGAGAUGGCCCACAAUGCUGUACCCAUGCAAGCUGCAUACUUGGCGGAUGAGCUGGAUGGAGCCUACCCCCCCUACGGCUACUCUGACCUGGCCAUGGACGGGAUGCCACUGGAAGCAGAGAUGCAUGAGCAGUACAUGCCUGAGAUGGCCUACGAUCCCCGACAGGCCUACCCAGAGCCCCUCUAACACACAGGGCCAGGCACAAAAUGGAAGGAGUGAAAUUGGCAUGAACACCAAGGAGGGACAGCUGAACGAGGAUUCCACCACAAAGGGAAACUCCUAUUUCAUGGGGAGACAUUGGGCAAUCAGGGGCUGUUGUCAGAAAACACAAGAAAACGAAAAGAAAAAAACAAUAACAACAAUUUUGUGUUCCUCAAAGUGAAAAGUAGCUUUGUUACAGUUAUUGUGGAGGGAAAUUGAACUUUAACUUUUAGAUGCUGUGUUGGUUUUAGACGUUUCCUUGCAUAUUUACAGUGCACAUUCUUUUUUAUUUUUUUCAUGUGUAUAAUUUGCAUGGUGGUAUGCAGAGCCACAUACAGUAAUCCUCAACCAUAACCAGUAACAUUGAGUUCAGACAACAAGAAGUCCUGUUCGUCACGUUAUGAGACCGGUGGCUAUUUGGAACAGCAGCGGUCCAUGUGCUGCCUAUAACCCCAGUCCAGUCCAUGAUCCAGACUACUGCUGGGUUUGAGGGUCCAAGACAAGCACCCUCUUCCCUGAAGGUGUGUCCACAAUCACUCUCUCCCAGUCGAGUGGUCUCCCAAGCACACUAAACUAUAAUAAUAAUAAUAAUAAUAAUAUGCCAUUUAGCAGACGCUUUUAUCCAAAGCGACUUACUGUGCAUACAUUUUUAUGUAUGGGUGGUCCCGGGGAUCGAACCCACUACCUUGGCAUUACAAACUACAACUUCAGCUGGUGCGGUUGGUUCUCCUCUGUUCCUGUGGACCGGUCUUGAUCACAUACAGUUACAGACACUCAACCGACACAGUAUACAUAUGCAUCAUGGACUAAUACAUUGUGCUUCAACAUAAAACGUGUGUAUGAUCCAAAACGUAAUGUCGGGCAGGCCCACACCCUUUAACAGCUACUACAACUGACGUUUCCACAAAGUAUGUGCGUUGUUAUGGAAGAGGUGUUUUUUUAUGUCUUGAUGUUUGGGGGGGGGUUUCUGAGGUAUAGGCAGGGGUUGUAUGCCAAAGAGAUUUAUUUUGUGACGAUGAUAAUCAUAUAGCUUUCUGUUUGUUUUCUAUUUUGAUUGGGUGGGGGUUGUGUGGGGGGAAGCAGUCAUGGGGAUCCUGUUGUUUGUAGUGUGUGUGCUAUACCGACCCCGCUGCACAUUCCUACCUUCCAAACGAUAGAAAAGGCAAAGAGAAACGAGGGAUGAUGUUGAUAAGAGAUGAGUGUACCAUAUGAAUGGAGGGGAAAUUAACACUAUGAAUAUGCAUUUUUACAGAACAUUUUUAGUUUGAAACUUUUUUUCAAAUAAAACAAACUAUAUUAACUA